GGCUUAGUAGUAAAUUAAAUAAUAACCUUUAAGUAAUACUCUUUAUACACUUAUUAAUUGAUAAGUAUCAUUAAUAAUAAUUAUGUUAAUAACAACUUUGUUUUUAAAUCAUGUAGUAUGAUAUAACCACGAGCAUGUAAUCUUAUAAAAACCCUUGUAUAUUAUAAGAAGAAUACAAGCGUUAUUUUAAACAUUUAUCAUGUUAGUACGCCAAACAAGUAGAAAAUGUUUUUUUGUAUCAAGAAAUAUUAGCAGUAAGUUAAUAUCGUCAAGUAAAAUAAACACUAAAUCAUAUUUUAAUUUCUUUUUCAAUACAAUUUUUGAUUUUCAACGCAAAAAUAUUCAUUUACAUCAUCGUUUGUAUACUGAUUGGGAUUAUUCAAAAGAACAUGGUCCAGAACGUUGGCAAGACACAUGGCAACUUAAAAAUUAUCAAUCUCCAAUUAAUAUUGUCACACAAAGUGUUGAAUAUGACAAUAAUCUAAAACCUUUAGAAAUAAUGAGAAAACCUAUAAACAUUCAUGUAAGAAAUCUUGGUUUCAAUAUUUCAUUUUUAGCUGAUGAUCUUAAAAGCCUUGUGUUACGUGGAGGUCCAUUGAAUUAUAAUUAUGCAUUCAGAGAAUUGCACUUUCACUGGGGAGAAGUGGUCAAAAAUCAGUGCAAUUUAGGUUGUGAGCAUUCUUUUGAUGAUAAAAGAUAUGCCGCUGAAUUGCAUCUUGUCCAUUGGAAUACAGAUUUGUACGAAACUGAUUUACAAGCAUUAAGAUCCAAGGAUGGCAUUACUGUUCUUGGAGUAAUGAUAGAUGCUAGUGACUCAUAUGAACCAAAUAAAGAGUUUAAUGUAAUUAUUGAUGCUUUUAAAAAAGUAUUGUAUCCUCAUGAUAAGCAUAUGAUAAAUAUAUCACCAUAUUUCCUAUUUCCUUCUCGUGUUGAAAAUUACUAUACAUACUGUGGUUCUCUAACUAUUCCUCCAUUAAGUGAAAAUGUAACAUGGGUAUUGUUUCCAGACCCAAUUCAGAUUUCACUUGAUCAGCUCAAAAGUUUAAAUAUUACUUAUUCGGUUGACCCAAACAGCAACAGCAAACCAAUUCAUUUAACUUCCGAUGGAUCUCCAAUUAUUACUAAUAAUUCUCGACCAGUCCAACCUUUGAAUAAUAGAGUUGUGAGAUCAUCAUUUAAGAGUUUGAUUUAAUUUAUUAAUGUGUGAUAUUGUAUUUUGAAGAGUUAAAACAAUAUAUUUAGUAUGUUUUGUGACAAAAUGUUUGUGUAAAGAUUUUCUCCAACCUCCAGCAGCUUUAAUGGUUUAACACAACAUUAAUUUGUUAUUGCUCUGUUGUUUUAUGAACAUCGAGUAUAUAUAUAUAUAU
Hydra vulgaris (swiftwater hydra) is the source of this 1367-nucleotide messenger RNA. RefSeq names its product carbonic anhydrase 1. Gene Ontology annotation, molecular function: carbonate dehydratase activity; zinc ion binding. The record is from RefSeq and is a predicted model, not a curated record. NCBI's taxonomy places the organism in Eukaryota, Metazoa, Cnidaria, Hydrozoa, Anthoathecata, Hydridae.